CCAGAGCCCUUGGAUCCCGAAGAAGAGGCGGGGUCUCUCCAACUGCCAAUUCCCUGGAAGACAAGGAGAGGUCGCACCAGUGUCCGCUCUGAGCUCAGGUGCCAUGUGGAGCCCCCCACCACCCUCCAAGUCCUGAGAUGCAGUGAAGCCUGCCUUCUACCAUCGUCCCCCAGAAUGGACCGCAGUGGCCUCCUGCCCUUCCAGCUAUGGUGCCCCCGGCCCUUCGGCACCUAUUCACAGAACCAGCCACGCCCGCCUUCUGCAACUCUCAAGCCAUCAGCCUGCCCUGAGCCUGGCAGCGGAGCAGAGCCUGACCAUGGGGCCACCCACUCCGAGAACACACCGCCAGCCUUGGCAACAGAGGCCCCCCCCUCCCAGCCUGCCCCACUCCUCUCGGCAUCAGCCGCAGGCGACGAGGGUCGAGUCCUGCUGGACACAUGGUAUGUCAUCAAGCCCGGAAAUACGAAGGAGAAGGUGGCCUUCUUUGUGGCCCACCAGUGUGGUGGGGGCAGUCGGGCCAGCUCCAUGAAGGUCAAGGGUCACUGGGGUAGUGACAGCUCCAAGGCCAAGCGGCGGAGGCGCUGUCUCGAGCCUACCAAGGCUCCUCCAGACCCCGGGGGCCGGGAGGGGCCCCCUUCUGCAGAGGCAGACCCCACCUCAGCCAGUGAGGAUGUGGACCUGCUGUCUGUGGCCGAGAUGGUAGCCUUGGUGGAACAGCGGGCUGCCCUGGCCCUGCAGAGCUACCCACGCCCUGCCACCCCGGCACCUGUGGUCUUUGUAUCAGCAGAGCAGGGUGGACCGGCCAAGGGGCUGGGGUCGGAUCGGCGGUCCACCGGUGGAGACUGCAGCCGUGUGGCCGAGGCAGUGGCCCACUUCGAGGCCCAGCGGGACAGCCCGCCCACCAAGGGCCUACGCAAGGAGGAGCGGCCUGGGCCAGGCCCGGGAGAGGUGCGCAUCGCCUUCCGCAUCUCCAAUGGCCGGGAGCCCCGUGCGCCUGACGGCAGCUUGCCCAAUGGAGGUGGGGGCCGGCCUGGUUGUGCCUACCCGGGCAGCCCAGGUCCUGGGGCUCGAGCCAAGGACAAGAUCACGUGUGACUUGUACCAGCUCAUCAGCCCCUCGCGAGAUGCCCUCCCCAGCAACGUGGAGUUCCUGCUGGCCAGGGCAGAUGAAGCCAGCGAGAGUGAGACCCCGGUCCCCACCAGGCCUGAGGAUACUCCCCCAGCACCCCCUCCACCACCUGCCCGAGACUGUGGAGCGUCAGGCUUCCACGUGGACGUGGUGGUGACGGGUGUGGUGGACGAGUGCAUCUUCUUCGGCAAAGAUGGCACCAAGAACGUGAAGGAAGAGACGGUGUGCUUGACGGUCACCCCUGAGGACCCCCCCCCACCGGGCCAGCUCUUUUUGCGCCGGUCCCCCCCCCGCGCCCCUCCGCCUGCCGACUCGCCAGCCACCGUGCCGGGCCCCGAGGAUGCUGAGGGGACCGUGGACACCUCCCUGUGCCGCCUGUACCGGCACGUGUCGCACGACUUCCUGGAGAUCCGCUUCAAGAUCCAGCGGCUGCUGGAGCCGCGACAGUACAUGCUGCUGCUGCCGGAGCACGUGCUGGUCAAGAUCUUCAGCUUCCUGCCCACGCGCGCCCUGGCAGCCCUCAAGUGCACCUGCAACCACUUCAAGGGCAUUAUCGAGGCGUUCGGCGUGCGCGCCACAGACUCACGCUGGAGCCGCGACCCGCUCUACCGCGAUGACCCUUGCAAGCAGUGCCGCAAGAGGUACGAGAAGGGCGACGUGUCGCUCUGCCGCUGGCACCCCAAGCCCUACCACCACGACCUGCCUUACGGACGCUCCUACUGGAUGUGCUGCCGCCGAGCCGACCGGGAGACGCCCGGCUGCCGCCUGGGCCUGCAUGACAACAACUGGGUGCUGCCCUGCAGUGGGUCGGGCGGGGGCCGGGCUGGCCGGGAGGAGGGCAGGUGAAGCCGGCGGAGGGGGGAGCCCACCGUGCCUGCCUCUCCCCCCUCCCCAGGGGCCCAGGGCCAGGACUGGGCCACCAGCUCCCUCCCCCAGUCCAGGCAUUGAUCCCCCGCCAAAAUGGAGCCAGGAGACAACCCAGACAGCACUCUGACCCCUACUGGUUUUGUACUCUGCAGACCCAGGGCCACAGACCCUCAAGUAGGGUGUUUUUUUUUUUGUUUUUUUUUUUCAUCAGCAUCUCAGUUUCUUCUCCAUUCAGCCCCCAUACCCUCCCUGCCACCUUCCACACCCCCGAGACCCACCAGCAGGGAGCAGACGGCAGCUAAUUUUGGUACCAUUUAAGGGUUCCCCCAUCUGGCCCAUUUUCCGUUCCCUCCCCCAGUUCUUUGUCUCUGGGGCUGUUUCCUCCCAGAGCGUCACCCCCAUGGCUGGUGGCUGGUACCUCUCCUGACCUACCGCACCAAGGCAUUGGGGCUGGCACAUCACAGGGCGAGUCUGGCACUUUGCAUAGCAGCCUGCCAUUUCUAGAUGUUUCCUCAUUAAAGAAAUAAAAGUCACUGUUUGCUCCUUAACCUCAAGCCACCGCUCUCUGCCCUUCCUCUAUCAAGGAAGAGGGAAAAGCCCCGAAGUGUAAAAUUUCCCUCUUCCCAUUAUUUAAGCUAUUGGCUCCCCUCCCCCAAUAAAGCUGUGAAGCCCUUUGCCUCGCUCUUGACAGCGCGGGGGGCCGGUGGGCAGAGAAUGUGGGUUUGAGUUUCUGGGUGGUUUUUCCUUCCACUCUGGUCACUUGGUUCAGGCAGUGGGGUGUCUUCACCCCCAGCGCAUAUGUUUCUUUAGACUCCUUUGGUCAACUGGGACUGGGAUUUUUCAGGCAGUUUGGGCUGCGGUGUUUUUGUUCAUUCUGUUUGGGGAGGGUUUUUUUUUGUUUUUCUGGUUUUUUUUUUUCCAUCAUGGUUCUGGAAGCUUCUAGUGUGUGGCAUCUGACCAAUUUUGAAUUGGUCCUUUCUAUAAAAUCACUAUUUAUAAGGCUGG
Molecule: messenger RNA, 3000 nt
Organism: Tupaia belangeri chinensis (Chinese tree shrew)
Lineage: Eukaryota; Metazoa; Chordata; Mammalia; Scandentia; Tupaiidae
Gene: FBXO46
Product: F-box protein 46
Molecular function (GO): protein binding
Source: RefSeq, a predicted model, not a curated record